Molecule: messenger RNA, 1281 nt
Organism: Thermothelomyces thermophilus ATCC 42464
Lineage: Eukaryota; Fungi; Ascomycota; Sordariomycetes; Sordariales; Chaetomiaceae
Exons: 3
Coding region: 144-1001 (285 amino acids)
Molecular function (GO): oxidoreductase activity
Source: RefSeq, a predicted model, not a curated record
CCCACCCCCUUAUCACUCUUUACACUAUACCGGGUCUUAUCUUAACUCACCCCGCCUAUCACCCCUCAACGCCAUCACGUUGCCCAACAACAUCUAAAGCAGUCGGACUCAACUUCCUUCAACCAACUGUGUGUGAAAAAAAAAUGGCUUCCUCGGGCCGUGGCCGCUUGGCAGGAAAAAAUGCCGUGAUCACUGGUGCUGCCGGAGGCAUCGGUCUUGAGACCAGCAUCCUGUUCGCCAAAGAAGGCGCCAAUGUGCUCAUGACGGAUAUUUCGCAGGAGGCACUGGAUAGGGCCCUCGCUAAGGUCAAGCAGCUGGUGCCCGACGCCGGCAGGGUUGAGACGCGGAUCUGCGACGUGUCCAAGGAAGCCGACGUGAAAGCGGCCGUCGAGUCGCUCGACUCGUGGGGUGGGCUGGACGUCAUCUUCAACAACGCGGGCAUCAUGCACGCGCGCGACGACGACGCGCUCAACACGCCCGAGGACAUCUGGGACCUGACGCACAACAUCAACGUCAAGGGCGUCUGGUACGGCUGCAAGCACGCGGUGCUCGCCCUGCGCCGCAACGGCAAGAAGCGCGGCAGCAUCAUCAACACGGCCUCGGUCGUGGCCCUCGUCGGGUCGGCAACCCCGCAGCUGGCGUACACGGCGAGCAAGGGCGCCGUGCUGGCGCUGACGAGGGAGCUGGCCAUCGUGCACGCCCGCGAGGGCUUCCGCUUCAACAGCCUGUGCCCGGCGCCGCUCAACACGCCGCUGCUGCAGGACUGGCUGGGCGACGACGCGGCCAAGCGCCACCGCCGCGAGGUGCACUUCCCCACCGGCCGCUUCGGCGAGGCCGUCGAGCAGGCCCAGGCCGUCGUCUUCCUCGCCAGCGACGAGAGCAGCUUCGUCAACGGCACCGACUUUGUCGUCGACGGCGGCAUGACCAAGGCAUACGUCACGCCCGAAGGCCCGGCCGCGCCCGCGCCGGCGAACAAUGCGCUGAAGGAUAGGCUCGAUUAGGGGGGCGAAAAAGGAGAUGGGACCUAAGUAUUAAGAAUCAAAGACCAAAAAAGAGCAGCCCCCCCCCCCUUUUAAAUGCUGCCGGCCGUGAUGGCAUUAUCACAUUAGAGAAAAAUCCGACCAGCCAUGGUUUAGAGAUAAAGAAUACCGGCCCCUACAGGCUCAGUUCACCAUGGAGGCUUCUCAGGUGCUUUAUUCCAGGUGAGGCAAGAAUUAAGGUACCUUUUGUAUGUAUGUAAUCCGUACUAUAGUAUGAAUGUAUGUAUGUACAGUACCUGAG